UCCCCUUACUCUGUCGAAGAAUAUCAGAACAGGGGCGGCUCUUCGAUUCGGAUUGUUGCUUCUUCUUUUUUUGUUUCCCAAUGGCAACCAAAAUAAAAGGGAUCUACAAAGGAUUCAAGUACAUCUCCCAAAUCUUUGUUGUGACAAAGGAGCGCGAGAUUGAAAUUGGAUACCCAACGGAUGUUAAACACGUUGCACAUAUUGGCUGGGAUGGCCCUUCUGGUACUGCACCCACUUGGAUGAAUGAGAUCAACACGGCAUCGAAUUUCGCGGCAACAUCUAUUAGUAAUAUUAACGAGACAAGAGGUUCUAGUUCUGCAGUAUCCACAUGGUCAUCUCAAGAUUAUGAAUCCAUGGACAGGCAACCAAUGUCUGAUCAGAUGUUGAAAGACGCACCGCCGCCCACGGGCAUUCCCAAAAUCCCGAAGAAGCAGAAGAGGAAGAAGACCAAGUCGACUUCCUCCCCUAAGUCAUCUUCCUCAUCAUCAAGAUCGUCGCGAGCAGCCAAGUCGAAAACCAAAUUUGUCGAAAGCAAUGCCAAAACAUCGAACAUAGAAGUGAUGUAAAAUUAAAUGUAUUCGGUGGCACCAAGAAUAAAUAACUUUGCAAAAUUGGAGAUUCUGAAAGUGGGGGAAAAAAAAAACUUGGAGCGCA
Messenger RNA from Rhododendron vialii, 654 nucleotides. Its product is annotated as CRIB domain-containing protein RIC10-like. NCBI's taxonomy places the organism in Eukaryota, Viridiplantae, Streptophyta, Magnoliopsida, Ericales, Ericaceae. The record is from RefSeq and is a predicted model, not a curated record. The transcript is spliced from 4 exons. The coding region runs from base 81 to 566 and encodes 161 amino acids.